CAACUUCCAUGUUUCACACUUAUUUGUGUAGACUGUGGUUUCACACAUCAAGCUCUGGCUUUUGAAAAUAUCCGAAGCUCUCUACGUCACCUGUGUGUUAUAUAGUCUGAUGUGGUGCUUCUAGGCCAGAAGCUGCUGCACGUGUAGAAGAUGUUUAACCCCAACAUCCUGCUCCAGCAGUUCCAGCAGCAGCUCCAACAGCACCAACAACAGCAGCAGCAGCAGCAGCAGCAACAGCAGCAGCAACACCACCACCAACAGCAACAACAGCACCACCACCACCACCAACAGCAACAACAGCACCACCACCACCAACUCCAGCAUCAGCAGCAGCUUCAGCACCACCACCACCACCAACACCACCAACUCCAACAGCAGCAACACCACCAGCUCCAGCAGCAGCAGCAGCAGCAGCUUCAUCAUCAGCAGCAGCAGCAGGUCCUCCCGCGGCAACACAUCCCAGCGGGCCGCACUCCGACAGCACAGCUGCCCGCUCCACAGACCCCGACCUCCUGCUACCCACACACACACACACACACACAUGGACACCAGGGCCUGCGGUAA
Messenger RNA from Sardina pilchardus (European sardine), 564 nucleotides. RefSeq names its product G-box-binding factor-like. The record is from RefSeq and is a predicted model, not a curated record. The transcript is spliced from 2 exons. Bases 151 to 564 code for a protein of 137 amino acids. Lineage: Eukaryota; Metazoa; Chordata; Actinopteri; Clupeiformes; Clupeidae.